CAUCCUAAUUGUUCAACCAAAGCAUAAGAAAAAAGUGUAAACAUAAUUAUCAACUUAUUGAAAAAACUUUUAUUAAAUAAAUUUGUUGAAAUAUUUCAGUUUGUAGGCCGAGGAAAUUUAGAGAAUUAAGAAUAGAGAAAUCAAGAGAAGAAAAUAAAGAGCACAGAAUAGAAAGCCAGAAACGUUCCUCAAGUUUACUAAUGCUUAAUGCUUACAUGUGUUAAAGUUUAAAAAAGCGCAAUCCAAAUGCGAUUGUCUGAAAAAGUAAAAUUAUAAUCUAGUAUAAUAUUUAUAAAAGUAGCAUAAAUAAGCUUUUAUAAAAUGGCGACUUGUGAAUUAGAAAAAUCUGAGUCCAAGAAGUUAGAUGUUAUUUUUCGGGACUUAAAUGCUGAUGAUCCUGAAGUUACUGAAAUAGAAAGUUUAUGUUUACAGUGCAAUAAAAAUGGUAUCACAAGAAUGUUGUUAACUAAAAUUCCUUUUUAUAAAGAAGUUGUUGUUAUGUCAUUUUCUUGUGAUCACUGCUUGUGGGAAAAUAAUUCACUUCAGCCUGCAUCUAAAAUUCAAGACCAGGGUGUUUUAUACAAGUUAAAAGUAUUGAAGCCAAAGGAUUUGUCCAGAGUUGUGGUAAAAACUGACUGGGCAUCUAUAACUAUACCUGAGUUAGAAUUUGAAAUACCUUCUCAAAGUCAAGAAGGAACUAUAACAACUGUUGAAGGUGUAAUUGAAAGGACUUGCUUAGGACUUAAUUCAAAAAUUGAGCAGCUUCAGAAAGAAGAUCCUGAUUCUGCUGAAAAAUUAGCUGAAUUUUUGCUUGAAAUUAAUAAGCUUAAAGAUGGUAAUCAUCCGUUUACUUUUGCCUUAAGAGAUUGUUCAGGCAACAGUUUUUUGCAAAGUUUAUCUGCUCCAAAUCCUGAUCCCCAGUUAGAAAUAUCAUAUUUUGCUCAAUCACACGAGGAAUGCUUGAUGAUGGGACUCAAUGAUUCUGAGGAAACUGUGGAAGGAGGGGAGGAAGAAAAAAUUACUGAGGAAGUUUUAGGAUUGCCAACAAAUUGUUAUUCUUGUAAUGCUCCCUGUGUAACUAACAUGAAAGUUACUGAGAUACCACACUUUGAGAAUGUCAUAAUAUGGUCUACAAACUGUGAGGCUUGUGGUCAUAAAACAACUGAAGUUAAAAGCUCAUCAGGAAUUCGGCCUCUUGGAUCUAGGGCUAUACUUAGUAUAAAAGAACACAAGGAUUUGACUAGAGAUCUUUUAAAGUCUGACACCUGCAGUAUCAGUAUAAAGGAAUUAGAUCUAGAAGCUGGUCCUGCUGCAUUUAGAAGUUGUUAUUCAACUGUUGAAGGAAUUUUAACUACCAUUAAGGAGCAGCUUAUUGAAAGCAAUCCUUUUAUCUCUGGUGAUAGUGCUGAUUUAAUAAUGAGAGGAAAACUUGAUUCCGUUCUAAACAAAAUAGAUGAGAUUAUAAAAGGAGAGCGUCAGGCCACUUUAGUGUUAGAUGAUCCUUGUGGGAACAGUUGCAUUCAAGGGUUGGAUGACGAAUCUUGUUCUGAUGAUAAUUUAAUUAUCGAACAAUAUGAACGAACCAUGGAACAAGAUGAAGAACUUGGACUUUUAGAUAUGAAAGUUGAAAACUAUGAAGAAUCGUGAUGCAUUCUGUAUUCUUUUCUAAUGGAAUUAAGAUAAUCUUGUUGCUGUUGAUAUUACAAUAAUAAAUGCUAAGUUUUUAAA
This is a messenger RNA of Parasteatoda tepidariorum (common house spider), 1728 nucleotides long. RefSeq names its product zinc finger protein Zpr1 (gene Zpr1). Gene Ontology annotation, molecular function: zinc ion binding. Lineage: Eukaryota; Metazoa; Arthropoda; Arachnida; Araneae; Theridiidae. Gene Ontology annotation, cellular component: nucleus. The record is from RefSeq and is a predicted model, not a curated record.